AUGGGCAAAAAGGUCAAAGCCGCGAUGGAGUCGGGCCCACUUGCGACCGAUGAGAUUGUGGUCGGUAUCAUUAAAGACGCUAUCAGGAGUUCGGAAUGCCGUCGUGGCUUAAUUCUUGAAGACUUUUCACGAACGAUCGUGCAGGCCAUAAAGGUGAGAACAAGAGGAGAUACACACGAGUCAACGCGUGCACUUGUUAGUGGCCGCAGUAACCAUGUCAAGUUUGCUCCUCCGAAUGUGGACGGUAAGGACGACAUUACGGGCGAGCCGUUGUAUCAGCGCAAGGACGACACUGAAGCCACGCUUGGUUCGCGUCUGAAGGAUUUUUACAAGCAGAUGCAGCCCGUGAUUGACUUUUACCGUGAGCAGGGCAAACUGGUGGAAGUUAAUCCUCACAAGGAAAUGCAUCAGGUGACGGAGCAGAUCCGUAAGAGCCUCGGCUUGGAUUAG
Peronospora matthiolae is the source of this 450-nucleotide messenger RNA. The record is from the annotation of a GenBank genome assembly. Lineage: Eukaryota; Oomycota; Peronosporomycetes; Peronosporales; Peronosporaceae.